Trichomonas vaginalis G3 is the source of this 2091-nucleotide messenger RNA. Its product is annotated as amphoterin-induced protein family. Bases 1 to 2091 code for a protein of 696 amino acids. The transcript has a single exon. The record is from RefSeq and is a predicted model, not a curated record. Lineage: Eukaryota; Parabasalia; Trichomonadida; Trichomonadidae.
AUGCUUAUAAUUUCUAUAUGUGUUGCUUCAAGAAUUGAUGAAUACAGCUACUCAGAAGACGGAAAAACCCUUAUAAAAGUCACAAGUGGUCCAUCAGAUCUUAGUAUAUCAGAUAAUUGCGAAAUUAUAUCAAACAGUUGCUUUGAAAACUUGGCGACAUUACAAUCUUUUUCUUUUAAUGGUAAUCCUAACCUAAAAAUAAUUGAAAAACAAGGUUUUUCUCACUGCACCGGUCUUAAAAUUAUUAAUUUAUCAUCAUGUGCUAAACUUACAACAAUUUCUUAUCGUGCGUUUUAUCAAUGCAGUAGUGUUUCAAAGAUACUUUUACCUAAAGGACUUAAAGAAAUACAAGAAAGCGCAUUUUACAAUAAUUCUAUAGAAGAUAUUACAAUUCCUUCAUCUGUUGAAAAGAUUGGUGCAUUUGCAUUUCAAGAUUGUUCAAAACUAAAAAUAAUUACUUUUGAGGAAAGUUCGAAUUUAACUUCUUUAGAAAGAGGAGUUUUUGCGGGAAUUCAUUUAGAUAUUUUUGCAAUUCCAGAAAAUGUCCAGAAAAUAAGUGGAUAUACAUUUGGCAAUAAUAGAUUUUCAACGUUUUCAAUUCCGAGUUCCAACAAAUAUUUAAAAUUGGAAAAUAGUAUUGUUUAUUCUAAAAACCAAAGCAUUUUAUAUUUUAUUAAGAACAAAGAUAUCAAUACAUUUGAUUUCCUAAAAAAUGUCACAACUUUAGGAGAAUAUUGUUUUUAUGGAUCACUUCUUCCUUCAAUAAAAAUUCCAAGUAGCGUCAAAAAAAUUGAAGAUUAUGCUUUUUGUAACUCAAGUUAUUUAAAGACUGUUGAAUUUUCAGGUUCUUUUGAUUUCAUUGGUUCUAAUAUAUUUGAUGGUUGCGACAAUCUUCAAUAUAUUAAUUUCACUAAUUCAUCGAUGAUUGUUGACGCAGAUUCAUUCAUUUCAAGUAACAAUAAAGCAAAGAUGAAAUUUACAUGCAAAAAUUUAUUUUCUUCUAAGGCAAUUGAAAUAGGAACAAAUGUUUCAGUUUCAUAUCUGGGAAAUCAAGAUCUGUAUAUUGACAAAAAUGCACUGAUUAUGGAUUUUGCACAAACAACUAUCUAUGAAUAUUGGGGGUACAACAUCAGUGGCAUUACAAUUCCUGAAAGUAUUUCAGCCAUAAAUUCAAGAGUAUUCGAAAAUUCAACAAUUUCUUAUAUACGAUUUGCAUAUAAAUCAAAACUAUCAGAAAUUGGAGAAUAUGCAUUUAAAAACUGUUCAAACAUAAGUACAAUUAACUUCACAACCCAAAAUAAUUUUUCUAUAGAGCCAUCAACAUUUGAGAAUUGCAUUAAAUUAGAGAUAGUGUUUAAUAUUAUAAAUAUUUCAGAUCGUUGUUUUUAUGGAUGUUCUAAUCUGAAAAACAUUACAAUUCGAGAUGCUGCCACAUACAUUGGAGUUCGAUCAUUUGAGAAUUGCUGUUCAUUAGAGAGUAUUACAAUUCCAUCAGGCAUUAAAACCAUUUCAGAAUAUUCAUUUCUUAACUGCAGCGGGCUUAAAUCAAUUAGCUUCAAAAGUGGAAGAGACCUAACUAAUUUCUCAAUCAAUUCAAUAUCAGAGUGUAGUUCACUUCAAAACAUCAGUGAUUUCGAUUCACAUAAAUAUAAAUGCAUGAAUAAUACUAUUUACUACAAAAAUGGCACAAGUGGCACAGAACUUGAUCUUAUAUAUCAUUUGAGUCAUUCAAGAGAUGAAGUAUUAAUACUAAACUGUAAUGUUAUUCGUAAUUAUUCAUUUAAUCACAGCUACAAUAUUGUUAACAUCAGUAUUGUACCAAACAGUGUUUCGUUGAUUGAAUCAAAUUCAUUCAACAACUGUUCAAAUCUCAAAUACAUUAACUUCCCUUUAUCAGUUCAAACAGUUGAAGUUAAUGCAUUCUUUGAUUGCAAAUCUAUUCAAUGUCCAAUUCGCAUUAUGAACAGAACUAUCGAGUACCUUAAAAUGAUCAAUGAGUCAGGAAUUUCAUUGAAACUCAUUAACUCAUGUAAACCAACUCAAAACUUCGAUCAAGAAGUAAUUUUCUCGAAUAGAUAUAUCCGUCGUUAG